CACCAGCCCCGCGGCCCCGGCCAUGAGGUCGGGCCGGAGACACGGCACCUGUGCGGGGAGCUCUAUAUUUUGGUGCGAUCCAUCCCGACCCCGCAACUGAAGCCCCCGGAGGGAGAAGUGCUGCGCGCUGUGAUGCGUCUUCCUCUCGCCUCGGCUGCCAGUUUGGAUUGUAGCGCCCGGCUCCGUGCACUGCGAGGAUGGCUCGGUUCGGGGAUGAUCUGCCAACACGCUAUGGAGGUGGAGGGCCAGCCGGGGCUGGAAGAGGGAGCAGCCGGCAAGGUGGCCCCCAGGCCGGCCAAAGGAUGUAUAAGCAGUCGAUGGCUCAGAGAGCCAGGACUAUGGCUCUCUACAAUCCCAUCCCUGUCAAACAGAACUGCUUCACAGUCAACAGAUCCCUCUUCAUCUUCAGUGAAGAUAAUGUUAUACGGAAAUAUGCCAAGCGAAUAACAGAAUGGCCUCCAUUUGAAUACAUGAUUUUAGCUACAAUCAUAGCCAAUUGUAUUGUGCUGGCUCUGGAACAACAUUUGCCGGAUGGAGACAAGACACCUAUGUCAGAGAGACUGGAUGACACUGAGCCGUACUUUAUUGGAAUAUUUUGUUUUGAAGCUGGUAUAAAGAUCAUCGCUCUGGGGUUUGUUUUUCACAAAGGCUCUUAUCUCCGAAAUGGCUGGAACGUGAUGGAUUUUGUUGUGGUCCUCACAGGGAUUCUGGCAACCGCUGGGACUGACUUUGACCUGCGGACCCUGCGAGCUGUCCGAGUGCUGCGGCCCCUGAAGCUGGUGUCAGGAAUCCCAAGUUUGCAGGUUGUCCUCAAGUCCAUCAUGAAGGCGAUGGUGCCCCUGCUUCAGAUCGGGCUGCUCCUCUUCUUCGCCAUCGUGAUGUUUGCCAUCAUUGGGCUGGAGUUCUACAUGGGGAAGUUUCACAAAACCUGCUUCUCCAACGAGACAGGCGACGAGGUGGGAGAUUUUCCUUGCGGAGAGGAGCCCCCUGCCAGGCAGUGCGAGAUCGGGACCACCUGCAGGGAGUACUGGCAAGGGCCCAACUACGGCAUCACCAACUUCGACAACAUCCUCUUCGCUGUGCUCACCGUCUUCCAGUGCAUCACCAUGGAGGGGUGGACCGACAUCCUCUACAACACAAAUGAUGCUGCAGGAAAUACCUGGAACUGGCUUUACUUCAUCCCUCUCAUCAUCAUUGGCUCUUUCUUCAUGCUCAACUUGGUGCUGGGCGUCCUGUCAGGUGAAUUUGCCAAAGAACGAGAGAGGGUAGAAAAUCGCCGAGCUUUCCUGAAACUCCGUAGGCAGCAGCAAAUAGAACGGGAGCUAAAUGGAUACCUGGAGUGGAUCUUCAAAGCAGAGGAGGUCAUGCUGGCUGAGGAAGACAAGAAUGCGGAAGAGAAAUCUCCUCUGGACGGGAGGGCCGCCUCGGAAGGGCCGAUUCAACAAGGCACGGCACCGGCAGAGACUAGCAGCGGCAGCAGCUACAACAUGUUGAAAAGAGCUGCAAUAAAGAAGAGCAAAAAUGACCUGAUUCAUGCUGAAGAAGGUGAGGACCAUUUCACAGACAUUUGCUCCGUUGGGUCUCCUUUUGCCCGUGCCAGUUUGAAGAGUGGGAAGAACGAGAGCUCGUCCUACUUCCGGAGGAAAGAGAAAAUGUUUCGGUUCUUCAUCCGGCGCAUGGUGAAAGCUCAGAGCUUCUACUGGAUCGUGCUCUGCGUGGUCGCCCUCAACACGCUCUGCGUGGCAAUGGUGCACUACGACCAGCCGGAGAAGCUCACCACUGCGCUGUAUUUCGCAGAGUUUGUUUUUCUGGGUCUGUUCCUUACUGAGAUGUCUUUGAAGAUGUAUGGACUGGGGCCAAGAAAUUACUUCCACUCUUCAUUCAACUGCUUUGACUUUGGGGUCAUCGUGGGAAGUAUCUUUGAAGUUAUUUGGGCUGCGGUGAAGCCUGGUACCUCAUUUGGCAUCAGCGUACUGAGAGCUCUUCGACUGCUGAGGAUUUUCAAAGUCACAAAAUACUGGAAUUCACUGAGGAAUCUCGUGGUCUCCUUGCUGAACUCCAUGAAGUCCAUCAUCAGUUUGCUCUUUCUGCUGUUCCUCUUCAUCGUGGUGUUUGCUCUGCUGGGGAUGCAGCUCUUUGGAGGACAAUUCAAUUUUCAAGACGAAACACCAACCACAAAUUUUGAUACCUUCCCAGCUGCCAUCCUCACGGUAUUCCAGAUCCUGACGGGGGAAGACUGGAACGCGGUGAUGUACCACGGCAUAGAGUCGCAGGGUGGUGUCCACUCGGGGAUGUUCUCCUCCAUUUACUUCAUCGUCCUGACGUUGUUUGGUAACUAUACGCUCCUGAACGUCUUCUUGGCUAUCGCCGUGGACAAUCUGGCAAAUGCCCAAGAGCUGACCAAGGACGAGGAGGAGAUGGAGGAAGCCACCAACCAAAAGCUCGCUCUGCAGAAGGCCAAGGAAGUAGCAGAAGUCAGCCCCAUGUCGGCAGCUAACAUUUCCAUAGCCGCUUUUGUAAAGCAAACUCGAGGUACUGUAUCUCGCAGCUCGUCAGUCUCCAGCGUAAAUUCACCCAAGCAGCAGAACUCCUCCAAAUCCAAGUCAGUUUGGGAGCAGAGGACCAGCCAGAUCCGGAUGCACAAUUUCCGAGCCAGCUGCGAGGCGCUGUACAACGAGCUGGAUCCCGAGGAGCGGGUGCGUUACGCCACCACCCUCCACAUCCGUCCCGACAUGAAGACGCAUUUGGACCGGCCGCUGGUGGUGGAGCCGAGGGGCGAAGGGAGGAACAACAUCAGCAAGCUGAGCCCUGGAGACGUGCAGGAGGUGGAGCAGAGCAAGGUCAGCUCUGCCGAUGGAGCAGAAGCUCCACGAAAGCAUCACCGGCAUCGGGAUAAGGACAAACUGGGAGAGCAAGAGAAGUGCGAUGUGACCAAGGAGGAGAACGGGGAGUCUGGCACCAACAGUAAGGAGGAGCGGCACCGGCAGCACAGGAGCCGCAGCAAGGAGGUGGAAGGGUGCAGCAAGGAAGGGAAAAGUGACCGCACCAGGGGCCAGGAAGGGGGAAAGAGGCACCACCGCCGAGGGUCGGUGGAGGAAGGUGCCGAGAAGGAGCACCGUAGGCAUCGGACUCACCGGCACUCUGCUGAAAGGCAGGGCAAGGAAGGCAACGGGACGAUCAACGGGGCCCGGGGCGAGCGGCGUUCCCGACACCGGGGAGGGUCGAGGUCUGGGAACCGGGAAGGAGAGCCCUGUUCCAAGGGCGAGAACGGAGAAGAGCCUCACAGACGGCACAGGUUCAGGAACAGGGCGCUGUCGACGUACGAUUCAGUGGAGAAGGAGAAUGGGGAGAAGGAGGGGGAGGCUGGAGAGAAGGAGCACCGGAAUCAUCAGCCCAAGGAGAAUCAGUGUGAGAUCGAGGCUAGUGGAAGCGUGAGCGUCCCCGUGCACACCCUUCCCAGCACCUACCUGCAGAAAGUGCCUGAGCAGCCAGAAGAUGCCGACAACCAGAAGAAUGUGACACGCAUGAUUCAGCCACCUCUGGACAAAACCACCACUGUGAACAUCCCUGUGACCAUCACUGCCCCGCCGGGAGAAACCACUGUCAUACCAAUGAACAACGUUGAGUUUGAAAGUAAAACAGAGGAGAAGAAGGAUGUUGAUGACUUGACAAAAAACGGGCCUAAACCAAUCUUGCCUUACAGUUCAAUGUUCAUCCUAAGUCCUACAAACCCGAUUCGGCGUCUGUUCCACUACAUUGUCAACCUGCGCUACUUCGAGAUGGUCAUCCUCAUAGUGAUAGCCCUCAGCAGCAUUGCCCUGGCUGCAGAAGACCCUGUCCAAGCCGAGUCACCGAGGAACGAUGCUCUGAAAUACUUGGAUUAUAUAUUUACGGGUGUCUUUACCUUCGAGAUGGUGAUCAAGAUGAUUGACUUGGGGCUGUUACUGCACCCUGGCUCCUACUUCCGUGACCUGUGGAAUAUCUUGGACUUCAUUGUGGUCAGUGGGGCCUUGGUGGCAUUUGCCUUCUCGAGUUUCAUGGGAGGAACCAAAGGCAAGGACAUCAACACGAUCAAGUCGCUGCGAGUUCUGCGGGUCCUAAGACCACUGAAGACCAUUAAACGGCUGCCAAAACUAAAGGCCGUCUUUGACUGCGUGGUGAAUUCCCUGAAGAAUGUCCUCAACAUCCUCAUAGUCUACAUGCUCUUCAUGUUCAUUUUUGCCGUCAUCGCUGUGCAGCUCUUCAAAGGCAGAUUCUUCUACUGCACUGAUGAGUCGAAGGAGCUGGAGAAGGACUGCAGGGGUCAGUACCUUGACUAUGAAAAAAAUGAGGUGGAGGCACAGCCCAGGGAAUGGAAAAAAUACGAGUUCCACUACGACAACGUGCUGUGGGCUCUGCUGACGCUCUUCACCGUCUCCACGGGAGAAGGGUGGCCAACUGUAUUGAAGCAUUCAGUGGAUGCUACCUACGAGGAACAGGGUCCCAGCCCUGGCUACCGAAUGGAAAUGUCUAUCUUUUACGUGGUGUAUUUUGUUGUCUUCCCUUUUUUCUUUGUGAACAUCUUUGUGGCGUUAAUCAUCAUCACCUUCCAAGAGCAAGGAGAUAAAGUGAUGUCAGAAUGCAGCCUAGAGAAAAACGAGAGGGCCUGCAUAGACUUCGCUAUAAGUGCCAAGCCACUGACCCGCUACAUGCCUCAGAACAAGCAAUCUUUUCAGUACAAGAUGUGGAAAUUUGUGGUGUCCCCUCCCUUUGAGUACUUUAUCAUGGUCAUGAUUGCACUCAAUACUAUUGUUCUCAUGAUGAAGUUCUAUGAUGCUCCAGAAGCGUAUGAAGAAAUGUUGAAAUGCCUGAAUAUUGUGUUUACGUCCAUGUUUUCAAUGGAAUGUGUGCUGAAGAUCAUUGCCUUUGGUGUGCUGAAUUAUUUCCGAGAUGCCUGGAAUGUCUUUGAUUUUGUAACAGUGUUGGGAAGUAUUACUGAUAUUUUAGUAACAGAGAUUGCGGACACGGACAACUUCAUCAACCUCAGCUUCCUGCGGCUCUUCAGGGCAGCCAGACUUAUCAAGCUCCUCCGCCAGGGUUACACUAUCCGCAUCUUGCUCUGGACAUUUGUGCAGUCCUUUAAGGCCUUGCCUUAUGUGUGUCUUCUCAUUGCAAUGCUCUUCUUCAUCUAUGCCAUUAUCGGCAUGCAGGUAUUUGGAAACAUUGCGCUGGAUGACGAGACCUCCAUCAAUCGGCACAAUAAUUUCCGUACCUUCCUGCAAGCCUUGAUGCUUCUGUUCAGGAGCGCCACGGGGGAGGCCUGGCACGAGAUCAUGCUGUCAUGCCUGAGCAGCCGGGCCUGCGACCCCCUCUCCGGCCUCACCAAGAACGAGUGCGGCAGCGACUUUGCCUAUUUCUACUUUGUGUCCUUCAUCUUCCUCUGCUCCUUCCUGAUGUUGAACCUAUUUGUGGCUGUGAUUAUGGACAACUUUGAAUACCUGACGAGAGACUCCUCCAUCCUUGGGCCCCAUCAUUUGGAUGAGUUUGUUCGUGUCUGGGCUGAAUAUGACCCAGCUGCCUGCGGGCGCAUCAGUUACACAGACAUGUAUGAGAUGCUGAGACACAUGUCCCCACCUCUAGGCCUUGGAAAGAAAUGCCCUGCUCGUGUUGCCUAUAAGCGCCUGGUGAGGAUGAACAUGCCCAUCUCGCCCGAGGACCUGACAGUCCACUUCACGUCCACGCUGAUGGCCCUGAUCCGCACCGCCCUCGAAAUCAAACUUGCCACAGGGGGUGUCAAGCAGCACCAGUGUGAUGCUGAGCUGAGAAAGGAGAUCUCACUGGUUUGGCCCAAUCUGUCCCAGAAGACACUGGACUUGCUGGUGCCUCCCCACAAACCCGAUGAGAUGACCGUGGGGAAGGUCUACGCAGCACUCAUGAUAUUUGACUUCUACAAACAGAACAAGAACAGCAGGGAACAAGUCCACCAGCCUCCUGGGGGCCUGUGCCAGCCCGGCCCGGUGUCGCUCUUCCACCCCCUGAAGGCCACCCUGGAGCAAACCCAGCCCGCGGCGUUCAGCAACGCAAAGGCGUUCCUCCGCCAGAAAAGCUCGGCAUCGCUCAACAAUGGGGGCACGCUGCCACCCCCAGAGGGUGGGAUCAAAGAGUCCAGCUCCUGGGGGACCCAGCGCACCCAGGACAUGUUUUAUGAAACCAGAACACCAGCUUUUGAACGAGGCCACUCAGAAGAAAUCCCUAUUGAGCGGGUGGUGGAAAUGAGGGAAAUCAGCCCCACUCUCACCAAUGGAGAGCACCAGCCGGGUCUGGAGAGCCAGGGGCGGGCGGCUUCCAUGCCGCGCCUGGCUGCCGAAACUCAGAGGAGCAAAGCACGGUCACCUGGGAGUUACCUAGCACCCAUCCCGGACACGAGCCCCAUGAAGCGCUCCAUCUCCACGCUGACCCCGCAGCGCCCGCAUGCCAUGCACCUCUAUGAGUACUCCCUGGAGCGCAUGCCGACCGACCAGGUGCACCACCACCACCACCACCGCUGCCACCGGCGGAAAGAGAAGAAGCAGAAGUCCUUGGACAGGUCCCCACAUCAGCUGGCCGACGGGGAAGCCGUGGCCCAGUCUGGAGAGUCUUCUUCCAAGGACAAGAAGCAGGAGCGCGGCCGGUCCCAGGAGAGGAAGCAGCACUCCUCCUCCUCCUCCGAAAAGCAGCGCUUCUACUCCUGCGACCGCUACGGCAGCCGGGACCGCUCCCAGCCCAAGUCUGCUGAUCAGAGCAGGCCCACCUCGCCCAACGGGGGGCCGGAGCAAGGCCCGCACAGACAGGGCAGUGGUUCGGUUAACGGGAGCCCCUUGCUGUCGACAUCUGGUGCUAGUACCCCCUGCCGGGGUCGGAGGCAGCUCCCGCAGACCCCCCUGACCCCACGCCCCAGCAUCACUUACAAGACCGCCAACUCCUCGCCCGUCCACUUCACCACCUCCCCGGGCGGCCUGCCCCCUUUCUCCCCGGGACGCCUGAGCCGCGGUCUGUCCGAGCACAACGCGCUGCUGCGCGGGGACCAGCAGCCGCCCCCGGCCGCGGUGGCCCGCAUCGGCUCAGACCCCUACCUGGGCCACCGUGAUGCCGCCGACAGUCCCUGCGGUGCGGCGCCCGAGGACACGCUCACCUUCGAGGAGGCGGUGGCCACCAACUCGGGGCGUUCCUCCAGGACUUCUUACGUCUCCUCCUUGACCUCCCAGUCUCACCAAGCCCGCCGGGUGCCCAACGGCUACCACUACACGCUGGGGCUCAACACGGGCCCUGGCACUGGCGCCCGGGGACGGAGCUACUACCACGAAGCCGACGAGGACGACUGGUGCUAGCGGCACGGCGAAGCCCUCGGAGGUGUGCAAAGUCGAUGAGUUUUAUCAUCUGGAAGGCUGUGCGCUCAGACACGCGGUGCCCGGGGGCAGCCCCCGCCGCCAGAACUGCUCUGCCCCACUCCGAGACCUCCGGAGACACUUGUGCAGCCUCUCUCCUGCCCCCUUUUUUUCUUUCUUAUUUUUUUUCUAUUUUUUUUUUCCCCACUAAAAUAUACCAAGGAAGAAGGCUCCCUCCUGGGGGGCAGCGCAUCUUUCCCCCCUUCUCGCCCACCUCCCUGCUGCCUUCAAAGAUGUGCACCAGAUGCCAAACCCGCGAGGCACGCGAGGAGCCAUGAUGGCGGACAAGUAGGCCGUCGAUCCUUUUUGGGCUUGGCACCAUUUUGGUUGGGCUAUGCCUUUAUUUUUUAUUUUAGUUUUCUCCCCGCCCCAGUCAGGGUGGGAGUCGGGGUUGCAAAAACGGACACCGGCGAACAAAGCUUGACCCCGCGUUUUAUCUCGUUCACCGCCGAGAGGGAAGAGAUCUACCUAAGGAACUGGGAGAGGAGGAAAAAAAAAACAACCCGCAGAUCGGAACAAAGGACGGUCCGUUGGGACUUGAUGUUCAGCCGCAGCGCCCCUUCCCAGCCGAGCCAGAAACUCGCUGCUUUGCCCCCGCCGCUGCGUGGCCCCCUCACGCUCAUCUCCACUUCGGGUCCUUCCCACCCAGCCACCAGAAAGCCACCCGAGAGCCCCUUCGUCAGGACUGCUUCCUUGCUGCUGAGACUUUUCUUCCCGUCCCUCUCUCCUGUCGACUGCAACACGCCCUCACUGUUUUGUCUUGUUUACAAUAUAAGCUUGAUUUAGCAAAAAAAAAAAAAGAAAAAAAAGGAAAACCUAAAAAACAGGAAAAAAAAAGGAAAAAAGUGUAGGGGUGAGAAGAAGAAAUGUUAUUGGUUUUAUAUCAAGCGAUUAGAUAGAACUUUAACUUUUCAUUGUGUGCAUUUUUGUAAAUUGUACAGUAAAAAAAAAAGAAAAUGGAAAAAAAAAA
This is a messenger RNA of Cygnus olor (mute swan), 8373 nucleotides long. RefSeq names its product voltage-dependent N-type calcium channel subunit alpha-1B-like. Gene Ontology annotation, cellular component: voltage-gated calcium channel complex; neuronal cell body; membrane. The coding region runs from base 198 to 7346 and encodes 2382 amino acids. Lineage: Eukaryota; Metazoa; Chordata; Aves; Anseriformes; Anatidae. Gene Ontology annotation, biological process: chemical synaptic transmission; calcium ion import across plasma membrane. The transcript is spliced from 52 exons. Gene Ontology annotation, molecular function: high voltage-gated calcium channel activity; calcium ion binding. The record is from RefSeq and is a predicted model, not a curated record.